AUGGGGCCUGCCCCCGCCCCAGAUCAUCGUCCAUCGGCUCACUGCUUGAGUGGGCUCCGAAGGCAACGCCGAGACCGCAGUAGUUCGAGUAUGAGCCGGUCGACCAGCGCGCGGUCAACCGGGAUAGAAUGUCGAAAGGUGGAGGUAGAUGCUGGCUCAGGCGGGGUGGUGAGGCGGUGGAAGAGAACGAGGAUAGGCUUGCAAGGUGAAUUGCGAGGGAACUGGGGGUGCUUGGUGGCGCCAGGAGGAUGGAGAGAUGUAGUAGGGUCUCCUGGCUGGCUACUCUGCAUGCGGGCUGAAAAGAAGGGAAGUUUUACGGCUCUUAGCGGAUGGGUUCGGGUUGCUAUGGCCAUGUUGGAAGCGGAAGGUGAUGGAGCUCGACCAGAAGCUCGACGCGGGAUGCUAUGGCGACGCGAAGAGUCGGAGAAGAUAGACAGGGAUCUUCUGCACCAAUCACCAAGGUGGAGGUGGUCCGUUCCCCUUUGCUCUUCCCCGAAAUCCUUUUCGGGUUUCGGUGCCUUGACGGGUCUGCUGGAUGAAGCUACUCUACGGCUAUACUCUUCCACACAGUACGACUCGUCUGCAGCCGCUAUCUGCAUGGCUGAAAAGAGGCUGUCUCUGGGACUGGUAAAUGCCUCUCUUUCCCUACUUUCAGAUCCUGCUCGGAAGUCCAGCACCGAAGACCUCGCUUACGACACGGCCAAAGGAGGUCUACCCUUCGGUGACCAUGAAAUAUCGCUGCUGGAUGUCAGUGCGCACAGGCCAGCUGGGGAUCAAGGGGAGGAGAAGGAGGUGAUGCAGCGUCUCAGGCCUUCUUCUUCGAACAUCCUCAAUUUGUCCCAAGCUGACUCAUUCCCUUCCUCCUCUUCGGGGCCAAUCGGUGGUUUCGGCGCUCUUGGUGCUUCGGGUGGUGGACAUGGUGGGGCUGGGCUGCAACCAGCCAGAGCGGUGAAGCGGGUGCACUGGGCCGACGGAUAUUGCUCGAGUGAGGAUGAACUCCUUCUCACAGAUGGAGGUACCGGUGACCAAAGGUCCGAAGUCCGCCCUCCUCCGCGGCGGGCUAUCGUCCGCCCUGGGAGACCCACCGAGCGCUGGACGCCGUUCCCUCCGACUCUCGCAGCUGUCCCUGCGCUGCCAAAGACGACGAGACGGAAGAGGGCAAGGGUCGAUGCACCGGUCGAGAGCGAUAGUGAGGAGGUACGAGUUGAGGCUGAGGAUGUGAGGGGCAUGGAUGAGGUCGCUGCUGAAAGCCAGCGACUCCCCGACUCUUCACCAUGUCCUGCCGAGCCAACAUCACCACCCGCCGACCCAUCAUCAGCAGCAGGAUCUCCGGCGGAGAGUGGUCCCGCCUCGCCUCGCUCCGUCGCUUCCUCGGUGUCAUCAGGGCAUAUCCAGGAAGCGUCAGGCUCAGAGGUAGGGAGUGAAGCUUUGGUGUCCCGGUCAUCGUUGGGAGUGGAAGAGAGCGAGGAGGAAGGGGAAGGAGAGGAAGGGGAAGGAGAGGACGGGGAAGAGAUGGUUGUGGAUACCGGUGAUGUCCCUGACGAAGAGAGUGAGGACAGCCCGUCCCCUGCGCCAGCUCCUGUUCCUCGUCAAGCCGCUCGAUCCAACCAGCGUCCGACUCGCUCAGCCGCUACCCAAACCCGCCAGCGCCUCCAGAUGGUGGCGCAGUACGAGCAAGGCGUCGCCCGCGAACAUCCAGAGGUGGACUUCGAGGAGACCGAUGACCGGACGCACCGGACUGGGACUAGGAGGAGGAUUUCGACGAGUGAGAAGGGCGGUUCCGACGAGGAUGGCGAGUCGGGUGUGGAGCGCAAGCCGAAAGCGAGCCUGCCGCCGAGGAAGGUCACGACGUAUGGUCGUCGACGUGAGACCCGCACGCCGCCUCGAAGCCUUCUCGUCGCGGUCAUCAACGACGCUUCGGAGCCCGUUCUGACCCCUUCGAAGAGAAGAGGGCAUACUGGGACUGACAAGACGCGCGAGAGGACGUCCAGGCGUAAGCAGCGGCCUGAAGUAUCGACCGAUGAGGGUGAGCAGGUCGGGCCGGUCGCUGCUCCCGAGAAGACCGCACUCGAGAGAGAUCCGGGUGUGCAAUAUGCUCUGGAGCGCCGGGAAGCAGUCGCCGACGAGAUCGCAGCCUGGCUGCGUUCGGGUAAAGAGCAAGUCGGCAAGUCGUGGCUGGACCUUGGAGCUCGGUACGACGCACUCGACCGGGCACUUCGGGUGCGAGUCGAGACGUUAAAUCGAGCGGAGGACCACAAGAACUUCGUCGACAGCUUCGCUGAUCUCGCUUUGUCCAAGAAAGAGCGCAAGGCGAAAGCCGCACUCGCUGGUCAAAUCACCUUGCCGCAGGCGGGAUUCACCACCUCCAAGACCACGAGGCGGGGCAGGGCCAGGGCGGUAGUGGCGGAGGCUGAGGCAGAGUCCGAAGAGGAGGCUGCGGCGGAGUCCGAAGAGGAGGACGGGGUAAAUUCGGACGACGAAUUCUACGAGAGUGAGGGAGAGAGUGGGGCCGAAGGAGAUGCGGCUUGGCUUUGUGCGAAUGCGAGGAGGGUACGCUUUUGGGGGGAUAUCGGAUCUUUGUAUGCAGAUUUAAGCGGUCCAGUCCAACUUUCUGGUGGCUCGAAGCCCAUGUGGUCCAAGCUUUUGGCUUCCGGGCGGACCAACUAA
Molecule: messenger RNA, 2667 nt
Organism: Dioszegia hungarica
Lineage: Eukaryota; Fungi; Basidiomycota; Tremellomycetes; Tremellales; Bulleribasidiaceae
Exons: 24
Coding region: 1-2667 (888 amino acids)
Source: RefSeq, a predicted model, not a curated record